AUGGGCCCACCACUGGGCUUAAGAGACUAUGCGCCCGGCAUGCUGCUGGACGCCGCGACCUGCCUCUACAUCCCAGCGAGUUCUUGCCGGGACCUGUGCCAUUCAGGCCUCCAGGCCCGCUCGGCGCCCGAGCGUAUUUCAUUUCGGAUCCACGAAUGCCACCACCACCCGCUGGACUCCAGGACUACCGACCAUGAACUGCCGGAAGUACACACCGCCACCUGCCGGGCCCAGAAAUACCCACCACCACCUGCCGGGCCCCAGAGCAAUCCACCGAGGACUGCGGGGCCCCAGGACAACCCACUGCAGCCUGCCGGGCCCCAGGAAUACCCACCACCACGUGCCGGGCGCCAGCACUACCCACCAUCGCCUGCCAGGCCCCAGGACUACCAACCACCACGUGCCGGGUGCCAGGACUACCCACCGCUGCCUGCCGGACUACCCACCAUUGCCUGCCGGGCGCCAGGCCUACCCACCACCACGUGCCAGGCGCCAGCACUACCCACCAUUGCCUGCCAGGCCCCAGGACUACCAACCACCAUGUGCCGGGUGCCAGGACUACCCACCGCUGCCUGCCGGGUGCCAGGCCUACCCACCACCACGUGCCGGGACUACCCACCAUUGCCUGCCGGGUGCCAGCACUACCCACCACCACGUGCCGGGCGCGAGCACUACCCACCACCACCUGCCAGGCCCCAGGACUACCAACCACCUCGUGUCGGGCCCCUGGACUACCCACCGCCGCCUGCUGGGCCCCAGGACUGCCCACCGCCGCCUGCCAGGCGACAGGCCUACCCACCACCACGUGCCGGGCGCCAGGCCUACCCACCACCGCCUGCCAGGCCCCAGGACUACCAACCACCACGGGCCGGGCUCCAGGACUACCCACCGCCGCCUGCGGGGCCCCAGGACAACCCACCACCAAGUGCUGGGCCUCAGGACCAUGGAUGGCCGCCCUCUGCGAGCCUGAACUUCGAAUGCUGUGACAUUCCCACAGCCGACUUCGGCUCAGAGCCCUCCUUCGACCCCCCCUACCCCCAACCCCACCCCCACUUGACGCCUGCUCAGGACAGUCUGCGGGGUGCUGCAGUGUUCCCGAGGGCACUUCCGAGGGCGUGCCCGAGGCCUCUUCCGGUCCUCGUCCUCAUCCUCAUCCUCAUCCCCGUCCUCAUCCUCGUCCUGGGAAAGUCCUAUGAGUGCCUUCUCUGCCCCCAGAUCCCGGCCCUGGCCCCAUGGCCAACAGCAGCUCCCACAGCUCCUCCCCAGCGAAAGGACAUGGACAACGCCAAGACCCCUUGCAAUGAUGGGGAUGAGGUGGGCGUGGGCUCUUGUGGGAGUGGGAAGCCGGUUCCAGGGCCCCCUGAAUCCGACCCCGGGCGGCCCAGGCUGCUGUGCCUCCUGGGUCCUGAGGCUGCUGCCUUGGCAGACUUCGCACCACAUGGGGCCGCCUGCAAUGGGCCCAGGGCCACACUCAUGCUGGCAAGAGUGCAGCGAGCUGGGGAAGCACCCUACUGGCACCUCUGGAGCUCCUCUCCGCACGCGAGUGCAGUCAGCGUGGUGACCAUGCUCGCUGUGAGCAUGGCCGUGAAGGGGCCCCCAGCCCAUCCAGGGCCCCGGUUCCUGGGAGGCCCCAUGCCGCCACACGUGGGCUAUGGGUCGCCUCCGCCACCACUGCUCUGCAGGCCCUUCGGGCCUCCGCCGAUGUCUCCUAGGCAACCACCAAUAUUCGGUACGGCCCGCUCGGCGCCCGAGUGCAUUUCAUUUCGGAUCCGAGAAUGCCACCACCACCCGCUGGACUCCAAGACUACCUACCACCGCCUGCCCCAGGACUACCCACCUCCACCUGUCGGGUGCCAGGCCUACCCACCACCACGUGCCGGACCUCAGGACUAUGCACCACCGCCUGCCAGGUCCCAGGAGUACCAACUGCCACAAGUUGGGCCCCAGGACAACCCACAACCCCGACUACCGACCACCACGUGCCGAGCCCCAGGACUACCCAUCACCACCAGCUGGGCCGCAGGAAUGCCAACCACCAUGUGCCGGGCUCCAGGACUACCUGCCUCCUCCUACCAGGCUCCAACAUUAACCACCGCCACCUGCCGGGCCCCAGGACUACCCACCACUGCCUGCUGGGCCCCAAACUACCCACCGACACCUGCAGGGCCCCAGGACUGCCCACUGCCACCUGCUGGGCCCCAGGACGACCCACCACCACCUGCCAGGCCCAAGGGCUACCCACGACCAUCUGCCGGGGCCCAUGACAACCCACCGCCACCUGCUGGGGCCAAAGACUAG
Messenger RNA from Cavia porcellus (domestic guinea pig), 2298 nucleotides. RefSeq names its product basic proline-rich protein-like. Bases 1 to 2298 code for a protein of 765 amino acids. The record is from RefSeq and is a predicted model, not a curated record. NCBI's taxonomy places the organism in Eukaryota, Metazoa, Chordata, Mammalia, Rodentia, Caviidae. The transcript has 12 exons.